Filobasidium floriforme is the source of this 2298-nucleotide messenger RNA. RefSeq lists its product as uncharacterized. Bases 1 to 2298 code for a protein of 765 amino acids. NCBI's taxonomy places the organism in Eukaryota, Fungi, Basidiomycota, Tremellomycetes, Filobasidiales, Filobasidiaceae. The record is from RefSeq and is a predicted model, not a curated record. The transcript has 3 exons.
AUGGCCCGAGAAUUCGAUCACCGCAACUUCACGGUAAGCCAGCUGUCCCGCUGGCGGAACGAACUGCUCGACAUUAUCAUCGAUCACUUCGAUAACAAGGUCCCUCAACCCGAGGUUCUUCUGGCUGGCUAUCGCCGACACAUUGGCGAACCUGAAUUCGAACUCGUCACCUCUGGUCACCAUGACAAACAAAGAUACCGGUUGAUGACAAACCUCGUGUACUAUGCUCCUCGAGAGGAACACCAGAUCACUUCGUGGAGCCAUCUCAAGCUGGUACUUCCCGACGCGAUCAAUAAUCGUCGUCAGCAACGAGGCUUGGGACUCAUCCUGCCUGAUAAAUACCAACCAUUCGUUAACGUGCCGCUGUUCCAACAGCGGAUCAUUAUCCAGCGAUAUUGGCGGUUGCGUAAGAAAUAUACGCACGACGAGUCUCGAGCGUUGGUAGAGAUCGAGAUGAAAGCCUUACUCGAUACCUUGCCGGACUUCGUGUGGGACAACGACGGAAGGGCGGCGGACUUGGCUACCGUUGGAGAGCGGUCUGAAGAUCAAAGCGAUGACGACGACAUUCUAGCAGCCGGGUAUGCUGACCUCGGAGACCUGGCGCAUGAUCUGCUAUGGAAGUCAGAGAUAGGACGCCUAGAGGCCCGGUACCAGUAUGGGUAUACAGAGCCUGAAGAUCACUGGAACCGCGGCUUCCGGAAGUUACGAAGGCUGGUGAAGAGAUCUACCGGUAUCGCUUUCAAACUCAAGGAAAUCCCGCAGGUGCUCAAUAAACUCGCGAAGAGCGGCAGACGUUGUUGCACUCCCGGUUGUCCCGAUGCGAAGGACGAUAGCGGCUUUCUCGCACUAUUUUACCUGCCAGACGCUCAGUCCCUCGCCAAAUGGUGGAGACACCCCGACCAGUUCAUCGUCCCGGCCGGGUUGAACUGGACCGAUGUCGUCGGUAUACAGUGUCCCCUGCAUUACACUAUCGACGACUGGCGAAUCCGAACGGGGGUCCAGACCAUGGCCUACAUGGAGCUGGAGCGCGAAGCACAGUACGCGUUUCACGAGACCCUUGCCACCGAGAUCGCCCACUUCUUCCCCUGCUGGGCCGGUUGCAAUGACUACAAGAUCCCCGGUACUGCCGGAUACCCCGAUCCGCUACGAGUCCACCCUGGCGUCUGUCACGCAUGUCAUUCUGACAGACAACGGGCGAGGAAGAACCUCGAAAUCAAGUCGGAGGGUUGGAAGCGCAUUGGCAUGGGGAAUCAGCAGUGGAGGGCCGAGAUGGAAGUCACGUACGACAAGAGUCAACGAAAGCCUUGCCACCAAUGCAAACGCGGCACAAUUGAGGAAUGCGAUAUCAGGAGUACUAGACCCUUUGGAUUCGUCGAUAAUAACUCUCGGCUGGUCUGUCAUGACUGCUUCCAUUCUCUUCGUGGAGCUCAAGCCUCGGGACAAUGGUACCCCCCGGUGUCAGCCAAUGACAUGGAACACCUCGCGAAACUCAUCACUACCACCGAGUCCGAAUCUCCCUGGAGUAAGAUCGUCGAGUUUCUCAAGGAGCGGUGCUGGUUCCAGCAUCCGAUCUACGGACCUUUGGGAUGGGCGAUUCAAGAUGUCUGGGAGAUCUAUACGAGCUUUGGAGCCAGACUGAAUCCGGCGGGUCCUUUUCCUGGUCCCGAUGAAGAUAGAAACAACCAGCACGGACAUGUCUAUCCGCUGAUGGUCGAUGCGAGCAGCACAUGGGGAACGGUCAACGGAGACAUCACCUUGAGCGGCAUGGAAGGCGAGGAAAAGCAGAAGCGCCCCGGACAGAACGGAUCUCCUAUGAUGACUCUCCAAAACGAAGAAGAGGUCCGAUACCAUGAGAGGUCCAGCUCAGAGGAAAGUGAAGACGAACCUGCUGAGACGCUCCCGACGCCGGAAUGCGAAGCCCUCGGUUGCGGAGAUAAGAGGAAAAGGGAAGACGAGGAAGUCGAUCGAUCCGAUAAGAGGUUGAAAAGCGAGCUCGAUCACCCGACCCAUCAGUCUUAUGGUGGAGCCGAGCCAGCGAGGGCGCCUUCUUAUGGCACAUUGCCUCAACAGCAUAGCCUGCCGAUCGAUCAGCUUCAGCAGUACCAUGAAACACAUUCGGCGGGGGGGCCUUCGCGUCCCACCGUCACUGCGCAGGUCAACCAUUGGCUUGCUCAGAACCGCAUCAGGACCGGUAGGGCUGCACCUUCAUCCUACGAUAACGAUGCCGCUGGACCGUCUUCCCGACUAGAUCCGAGUUCUACACCCUUUGGGUCUGAUGCCGAUCAGGUUCCCCUCUAA